Molecule: messenger RNA, 492 nt
Organism: Homalodisca vitripennis (glassy-winged sharpshooter)
Lineage: Eukaryota; Metazoa; Arthropoda; Insecta; Hemiptera; Cicadellidae
Exons: 1
Coding region: 1-492 (163 amino acids)
Source: RefSeq, a predicted model, not a curated record
AUGAAGAAUGAUAAUUUAAAUAAGUCCGUCAACGAUCUACAAGAACGGCUGAUAAAUAUUGAACAGUAUAGCAAGAAACACAAUAUAGAGAUAAGCGGUAUCCCGACUACACCGCAGGACGACGUCAAGCACAUAGUCAAAGACUUCGGAUUGGCACUCGGAGUGGAGGUACAGCUGAGCAACAUCGCAGCAGCCCAUAGGAUCCCAUCCUACAACAAGAGUCGCCUACCCUCUGUGGUGGUACAGUUCCAUGACCGAGACAUCAAGGAAGCUCUUCUCUCCAAAUUUCGAGAAGCUAAAACCCGAAGUGAUCAUCUCACCGCGGACAAGAUCAACAGGGCCUUUCCUCCUGGCAGAGUGUACGUGAAUGACCAUCUGACCCCGGAAAACAAACAGUUCCUAGCUAUGCUGAAGAAGAAAUGUCAAGAUGUGGGUUAUGUUUUUGUCUGGUGCCGUGAUAGAAAGUUUUUUGUUAGGAAAGCUGCUGGGUAG